Molecule: messenger RNA, 972 nt
Organism: Elgaria multicarinata webbii
Lineage: Eukaryota; Metazoa; Chordata; Lepidosauria; Squamata; Anguidae
Product: olfactory receptor 6B9-like
Exons: 1
Coding region: 1-972 (323 amino acids)
Biological process (GO): G protein-coupled receptor signaling pathway
Cellular component (GO): membrane
Molecular function (GO): olfactory receptor activity; G protein-coupled receptor activity; odorant binding
Source: RefSeq, a predicted model, not a curated record
AUGUGGAACAAAACAUCCCAUGUAGAAUUCAUAAUUAUGGGUUUUCCUGAACUUCCGCACCAUCAGUUACUGUUGUUUGUGAUAUUCAGCACUAUCUACAUUCUAACUUUGCUAGAAAAUGUCCUCCUCAUUGUGACAAUUUGGUUGAAUAGGCACCUUCGCACUCCCAUGUACUUCUUCUUAGGAAAUCUUUCUCUUUUAGAAAUGGUCUAUGUCUCUGUAACAAUGCCCAAGCUGUUCUCCAAUCUCUUGUUUGGUGAGAAGACAAUCACGUUGGGUGGUUGCAUUACUCAGAUGUAUGUUUUUCUGUCUUUAGCUUCUUCUGAAUGUUUUCUCCUGGCAACCAUGGCCUAUGACAGGUAUGUGGCCAUUUGCCACCCACUACAUUACACAUCACUCAUGAAUCACACAGCCUGCAUUGUCUUGAGCCUGGCUUCUUGGCUGGGUGGUUUCCUGGCUACCUUUCCAUCUGUAGUGAUGAUAUCCAAGUUGCAGUUCUGUAGGAAAAAUACCAUUGGCCACUUCUUCUGUGACAUCUCACCCUUAUUGAAGUUGUCAUGUACUGACACUGCCUCCAUUGAGGUACUAGAUUUUGUGGCAUCAUUAGCAGUUCUCAUUAGUUCACUGUUUGUAACUGGAACAUCUUAUGGAUUCAUCCUUUGCACAGUUGCAAGGAUUCCCUCUACCAAAGGGAAGCAUAAAGCUUUUUCGACUUGUGUAUCCCACCUAGCAGUGGUCUCUAUGUUCUAUGCCACCACCAUAUUUAUGUAUGGUCGGCCCAAGGCCAUUGGAACCUUUGACCUUAACAAGUUGGUGGCUAUCCAAUAUGCAGUGGUGGCUCCAUUUCUUAACCCAAUUAUUUACAGUCUUAGGAACAGGGAAGUGAGAGAGACCUUACAUAGAGCCUUACAUAGCUCAGCCAGUUUCUUAGUAUGUUUUCGAACACAAAGACUAAAACCAUGGCCAAACUGA